AUGUGCGCCCUGCCUCUGCCCCACGUGGCAGUGGAUUUCCGCCUUCCCCCCGCCAUCCCCCUUUCUGUGGACCUGGAGGAGCGAGACAAGGGCUCUGCACUGCCUGCAACGCAGCGCUGUGGGUGGGGAGCCGGGGCAGCAGAGCCCAUCAAGGCGGGCGAGUUCAUUGUUGAAUACGCGGGUGAAGUGAUAGACGACGCGAUGUGCGAGGCCCGGCUAUGGGCGAUGCGGGCAGGGGGAGCAACAGACUUUUACAUGUGUGAAGUGAGCCGCGACGUUGUGAUUGAUGCCACCUUCCGUGGGGGGCACGGCCGUUUUGUCAACCACAGUUGCGCCCCCAACGCCGAGCUGCAGAAGUGGUGA
Closterium sp. Yama58-4 is the source of this 363-nucleotide messenger RNA. The record is from the annotation of a GenBank genome assembly. NCBI's taxonomy places the organism in Eukaryota, Viridiplantae, Streptophyta, Zygnematophyceae, Desmidiales, Closteriaceae.